Molecule: messenger RNA, 1905 nt
Organism: Schizophyllum commune H4-8
Lineage: Eukaryota; Fungi; Basidiomycota; Agaricomycetes; Agaricales; Schizophyllaceae
Product: Oxysterol-binding protein
Exons: 11
Coding region: 371-1597 (408 amino acids)
Cellular component (GO): cortical endoplasmic reticulum; intracellular membrane-bounded organelle; membrane
Molecular function (GO): sterol binding
Source: RefSeq, a predicted model, not a curated record
CUGUCUUAAAGCCGGAUCGAGUGCGAUCGAGGCGGGGUGAUCAGCAUCAUCAUCAUUCAUCACGAUUAGAUAAAACGUCUGACGUACUCUGCCCUGCCGAGUGCUCCCAGGUGCUCCCCUGUCCUCGCCCCUUCUCUUCUUACCACCUCAUCCAGCACUCUCAUAUCCAAACUUCAAGUAUUCGGCGUCGAAGAGACACCACCGCUUCACGAGCAACGACUCCGGAUAUCGCACUCGCGCCCACUCAACAGCAUCUCCUCGGGGUCAUCUGAGCGCUUCGGCGAGCGCGCUCCAUCGACAUCACCAGCAUAGACAUACAAUAGCACUUGAGUCAAGCAGAUAGACCUGCAAGACACGCUUGCCGACCAUGAUGGGGUUCUUCACCAGCACGGCGUCGCAUAUCAAAGGAGCCAAGUCGGAGGACAAGGCCCCCGAGGAUACUGAGCCCGAUGACACGUCGAUUCUUGACGAGAACGAAGGUUCCAUCAUCAUGUCGCUCAUUUCGCAGCUGAGAGUCGGGAUGGAUCUGUCGCGUGUGACGUUCCCAACCUUCGUCCUCGAGCCGCGCAGCAUGCUCGAGCGCAUCACUGACUUUAUGUCCCACCCCGAUCUCAUCUUCGGCGCGGACAAGUGCGAUGACCCGGAGGAGCGUUUCCUGCGCGUCCUUCAGUACUACCUGGCCGGAUGGCACAUCAAGCCCAAGGGCGUCAAGAAGCCAUACAACCCCGUCCUCGGCGAAUUCUUCCGAUGUCGAUACGACUACUCGAACGGCACGCAGGGCUUCUACAUUGCCGAGCAAGUCUCGCAUCAUCCGCCCAUCUCUGCGUUCUACUACACAUCACCCGAGAACCAUGUCAGCGUAAUCGGGGAGCUGCGACCAAAGUCACGGUUCUUGGGCAACAGCGUGUCGACGCAGAUGGAUGGCGAGAACCGUGUCAUCCUUCACGGCGCGCCAGGGGAUGGCGACUAUGUGAUCACGAUGCCGAACAUGUACGCCCGGGGGAUCUUGUUCGGCAAGAUGGUCCUCGAGCUCGGCGACACCUGCACUGCAACGAACGAGAACAAUGACAUCCACUGCGACCUGGAGUUCAAGACCAAGGGCUUCUUCUCCGGCACGUACAACGCGAUCGCCGGCCGCUUGCGGCACAAAGACAAGGACAUCGGCGAAAUCACAGGCCGCUGGAGCCACGUUAUGGAGUUCAAGGACACGAAGACUGGCAAGAAGCGUGUGCUGUUCGAUGCUGUCAAGGAUGGGCAGAAUGUGGCGCCGAAGUGGGUGGCACCAGAGGACCAGCAGGAGCCGAAUGAGUCCAGGAGGCUAUGGACGGAGCUCACUGCGGCGAUCCAGGCGAAGGACAUGGAAGCAGCGACAACGGCGAAGGCGAAGGUCGAGGACGCGCAGCGCGAACGGCGGCGACAGCUGGACGAGAGCGGCACCUCGCACGUACCGCGCUUCUUCAAGGAGCACGACGGGCGGUGGGUGCCAAAGACCCUGCUCAACACGGCGAAGGACCCUAAGGAAGCGAAGGCUGAGAUCGAGACCUUCAUCUUCGCGACAGACAUCCCUGCGCACAGCAAGACGUCGUCGGAGGCAUGAGUUGCUGGGCCGUCGAGCGUUUUCUUUCAGUCAUACGCACUACGAUCGCUCACGACCCCAGUCAAAUCUGGCGCUUUGGUUCGGUCUCAAUCCGAUAAUUGUGCCACUCUCAAAGCCAUGUACAAACAACACCGCCUCCGUGAACACUCCUCCGUACGCACAGGUCCGCUUUGCACCUCGAGGCAACGUUCCCCUCAUGACCCUGUAAUGUACUCACUACUCUCCGCUCCGCUGCGUUUGGUUCCAAUAAUAUAUCUACGAGUCGGGGAGAAUAAUGAAAGCGUAUCAAUCUAUAGUCGCACUCGAAG